AUUAUUAUUUUGUGUGUUUACUUUUUUGUUGACUAGUAGCAAAUUCUCUCUCUUCGACUUCUUGAUCGGAAACCUCAAGUCUCUUUAGAUACGCCGUUUGCAGUUUGAUCGCCGACUCGAGUAAGCAAAGAAAAGAAGAUGAGUGGAAUUGGAGAGAAAGCUUCUGGAACAACUAAGACACCUGCUGAUUUCUUGAAGUCGAUCCGUGGUAGACCAGUUGUUGUCAAGCUCAACUCUGGUGUUGAUUACCGAGGCAUUCUUACUUGUCUUGAUGGGUAUAUGAACAUAGCUAUGGAGCAAACAGAAGAGUACGUAAAUGGCCAGCUAAAGAACAAAUAUGGCGAUGCUUUUAUCCGUGGAAACAACGUUCUUUACAUCAGCACAACGCAAGGGAAUUUGGCAGAUGGAGCCUAGCUCUCUUUCAUCACCAUGAAAUGAAUGGGGAUCAUCUUCUUCUACCUCUCUGGCAUUUGAUAAUGUUGGGAUUAUGUAGCAAUCAGAGAUUUUAUUAUUCAUCUCUGAAUCAAUUCGAAAUGUCUUUCUUUUUCUUACAACUCUGCUACACUCAGUUUGUGUCUGUGAAUCAUCUCCAAAAUUCUGAGAAGGAAUCCGACUUUUAUUUGAUAACAAGAAAAAUCUUAAGCAUCGCUGUUCCCUUAUUA
This is a messenger RNA of Camelina sativa (false flax), 662 nucleotides long. RefSeq names its product sm-like protein LSM36B. Gene Ontology annotation, molecular function: RNA binding. Gene Ontology annotation, biological process: maturation of SSU-rRNA; mRNA splicing, via spliceosome. Lineage: Eukaryota; Viridiplantae; Streptophyta; Magnoliopsida; Brassicales; Brassicaceae. Gene Ontology annotation, cellular component: U4/U6 x U5 tri-snRNP complex; P-body; nucleolus. The record is from RefSeq and is a predicted model, not a curated record.